Messenger RNA from Harmonia axyridis, 2631 nucleotides. Its product is annotated as piggyBac transposable element-derived protein 3-like. The transcript has 2 exons. The record is from RefSeq and is a predicted model, not a curated record. Bases 154 to 1716 code for a protein of 520 amino acids. NCBI's taxonomy places the organism in Eukaryota, Metazoa, Arthropoda, Insecta, Coleoptera, Coccinellidae.
CCAAUAUGUUGGACAUCCAGAUUCAAGCGUAUUAUUAAUAUUGUAGUGAAUUUACGACAGUAAAUCCUUCGGUCCAACGCAUUGGAUGAAUUUACAAACGCGUUGCAUGCCCAGCUGUUUUGCUGUUUUGCCACAGUGCGCUGUUAUUUGUUUAUGAAAAUUUUGUUCAUGAUGGCCGCCUUUCGUCCUACAACUAUUGACUCGAUUUUCGGGACGAAAAAACGACUGAGAUUUGGAGUAGACGAUGAAAAAAUCGAACAACUUCUGGAUGCCGACUGUUCAGACUUAGAAUUAGAUGAUUUUUCUAAUGAUGAAGUUGAUUUCGAGAUUCAGCAAGAUAUCCAGGAAAUUGAGGACGCUCCUGAGGACAUUUUGUCUGAAGAAGAUUCUGAUGACGAGCCGCUAAGUGUGAUUAGAGAAAGGAUAACUAUUGAACGGGUUUAUAACAGAAACCGCAUGAAUUGGAAAAUAUUGAAAAACUUUAUUCCACCAAACUUCGUGUUUGAAGAACCUGUUGACAACGUCGAAUCUCGCAGAGAUUGGAAAGUUCAGGACUAUUUAAAAAUGUAUCUGGAUGAUGAGAUUCUCCAGAAUAUUUGUGAUUGCACGAAUGUGAAAUUUUUGGAAGAGAAGGGAAAAUCAAUGAAUCUAAUAUUACCAGAAAUUAAAAAGUUUAUAGCUAUUACAAUUUUGAUGUCAUGUUUGAACUAUCCCCAAGUAAGAAUGUACUGGGCAAAAACAACUAAAGUUAGUGCAAUAGCUACUGCAAUGACCAGGGAUCGAUAUUUCUUGAUUAGGAAUAAUCUGAAAUUAGUGAUCGAUAACAAUGUCACACCUCAAGAAAAAACGCUCGACCGCUUGUACAAGAUUCGUCCUCUAAUUGAUCGUAUUCGGAGGGGGUGUUUGAUGUUACCGAGAUACUCAGAAGUUGCCAUCGAUGAACGAAUGAUUCCCUUCACUGGAGUUUGCAGAAUGAAGCAAUUCAUUAGAGGUAAGCCUAAUCCUGAGGGACUGAAAAAUUUUGUUUGUGCGACCCCUGACGGGCUUAUUCUCGACUUGGAAAUUUAUCAAGGAAAAAACACUUUUUUACAUGAGAAAUCUAAAAAUCUAGGAAUCUGCCCUUCAUCUGUUAUCAGAUUAACUGAAACCUUGAAAGAAGGAACGCAUAUUUUCAUUGACAGAUACUUCACCACAAUACCGCUUCUGGAAUACAUGUUGGAAAAAAAGAUGACAGUCACCGGUACAAUAAUGAAAUCUAGAAUUCCCAGGAGUGUGCAUUUAACACCUGAAAAGACAAUGGCAAGACUUGGGCGAGGUUCUUCAGAAAUGUCAGUUAGGGCAGACGGAAAAAUUUCGGUGGUACAUUGGUACGAUAUGAAAAGUGUUCUGAUUGCUUCUACGGCUUUACAAGUAGAACCUCAAGACGAGUGUAAGCGAUGGUCCAAAAAAGAAACCAAAUACAUAAACAUCCCAAGACCGAACAUAGUCAGCAAAUACAAUUCCUGCAUGGGGGGAAUCGAUCUGAUUGACAGAAUGAUAAGUUAUUAUCGUAUCAGCACCAGAACAAAAAAGUGGACAGUGAAGACUAUUCUUCAUUUAAUGGACUUGGCAGUAGCUAACUCGUGGAUUCUAUACAGAAACGAUAGAAAAAAAUUAGGUGACAGAUCUGCAGAAAUUUCGAAAUUUCUCGAUUUCUUAUGCAAAUUAUCUAUUUGAAAUUGCAAACCUGGAGAGUGCCACUGAAAAUAAAUUACCAUCAAUAAUAACCAGAAACAGUUUCCACAUGUCUGUUUCGCAAGUUUCCUCCCCAUCUGCUUCAAAAGGGAAAAAUCUACAUCUACCAAUUGUGGCGAGUGAACUCAAGAACGCAGAUGUAAAAAUCCAGGUUGCAAAUUGAAAACUAAAUUUUAUUGUGAGAAAUGUACCCUAUUUUUGUGCUUGACAGGUAGCAAUAAUUGCUUCAGAAAUUUUCAUUUGAAUAAUAAUCUACAAUGAUAUCGUCCUGAUGUCCAUCUCAUUGGACAUUAUUUUUUUUGUACUUCCCCUUGAAUGAAAUUUUUCAAAAAAAUUUUGUGACGUUUUCAGUGUUAAAUGAACCGAAAUCCCAAAUAUCACCUUUAUAUCACCUUUAAUAUUAUGUCUGGACUCAGGAGGAUAGGUUAAUAAAAUAUAAUUUAAGGGUCAUAUACUUACCAGGAAAGGAAAUGCACAUAGCUGAUGCUUUGUCACGAGCGAGCAUUGUUGAUAAAUCUGUCACUGAAGUCGAGGAUUUAAGAGUUCAUAGUAUAACUAAAUCAUUACCAAUGUCUGAAGAAAGAAUCAAUGAAUUCGUUGUAGCUACGGAAAAUGACGAGAUACUAAGGCAAUUAAAAAUUGAGAAACCAUGUUGGUUAGGUGUUGUACCACAAGUCAACUAAUUAUUUUAGUUAUUAAAUAGAACAUUGUAUCAUAGAAUUGUAUUUAAUAUUUUUGAUAUGCAAAUUUUGAAUUGUGAUAGAUUCGUUGAAAUGAUAGGAGUUGUUGUGAACCAACUUGGGGGAGAGGAUGUAAGGUUAUUGAGUAACUUAUCAAACAUUAAUAUGUAUGAUUGAUUGCCUAUAUUCCGAGUUGCUCAGUAGCUGAAAUCCCCUC